ACUACUGCAGAUGGCCUCCAGCUUAACAACAAUUUCGAAUUUAGCUGAGCUAACAGCACUGAAGGAGCUCCACUUAAAGGAUUGGCCCAAGCACUGCGUGGGCUUCUACUGGCUCGACAACUAUUUGCGCUGGCUGCAAAAGAAUCCCAAUACUAAGUACUUAACAUUCUACACACUCAACGGCAAUUGGCGACGUGAUGGGCUCUUUAUACUAGUGCAUCGCUAUCAAUUGUUCUUCAGUAAUCUGAGCAGACAAAAGACACCUGAGCUGUUAACAGCACUAACACUGAUGGACUGGACACGUGGCUAUAAAGUGAGCGCCAUUCACGAGACGCACCAUGCGAUCUAUAAACAGCUGCUGGCGGAGCAUCAUCUGUUCAUGGAUCGCGAAAUGAAGACCAUUAUGUAUCGACUGCCCUGCGAGCAGGCCAAAGAACUGCAAGUGAACUGCCCGCCGGGCUACUUUCUGGACAAUGUGCGGCUGGAGCACGCAGAGCUCAUCAAUGAGCUCUGGUCAGCUAAGCAUCCAGGCUCACUAAAGCUCAUCCAGCUGCUGAUAGAGAUGAAUACCAAUGUGGGAUUGUAUGAUCAGGCAACUGGGCAGCUCUGUGCCUGGUGUUUAAGAUUGCAGAGCGGUUUCCUGGGCGCCCUGGAGGUGCUACCCACGCAUCAGCGUCGUGGCCUGGGCUUAGUUGUGGCCGCUGCCAUAGCCAAGCGCAUAUCCGGCGACUUAAAUCACGAUGUGACAGCGCUGGUUAAUCUAAAUAAUACGGCCGCCUGUAGAGUAUUUGAAAAGCUACAGUUUAUGCUAAUCAAGGGAGAGCAUUAUUACUGGAGCAUGUGCUUGCCCACGGCAGAGAGCUCACUUAGUUGGCUUAUAAGCGAAUGAUUAGCAGACAGAGAGUAAACAGCCUAGCUUUG
Messenger RNA from Drosophila navojoa, 921 nucleotides. RefSeq lists its product as uncharacterized. Gene Ontology annotation, molecular function: acyltransferase activity, transferring groups other than amino-acyl groups. Lineage: Eukaryota; Metazoa; Arthropoda; Insecta; Diptera; Drosophilidae. The record is from RefSeq and is a predicted model, not a curated record.